Aspergillus uvarum CBS 121591 is the source of this 1035-nucleotide messenger RNA. Its product is annotated as MDR family NADP-dependent oxidoreductase. Bases 1 to 1035 code for a protein of 344 amino acids. NCBI's taxonomy places the organism in Eukaryota, Fungi, Ascomycota, Eurotiomycetes, Eurotiales, Aspergillaceae. The record is from RefSeq and is a predicted model, not a curated record. Gene Ontology annotation, molecular function: oxidoreductase activity, acting on the CH-CH group of donors, NAD or NADP as acceptor. The transcript has a single exon.
AUGUCUGCAAACAAGGCCCUCAUCUUCAAGGAAGUCCCCACGGGCUAUCCUGUCCCCGGACAGCACAUUGGCCUGGAGCCGGUCUCCUACGACGCCAACGCCCCCGCCCCCGAGAACGGCAUCUUCGUGCAGUCGCUGUACGCCAGCUUCGACCCCUACAUGCGCGGCCGCAUGCGCCCGGCCGAGGUCAAGUCGUACUCGCCGGCCAUGGCGCUGGGCCAGCCCAUCGACAGCGCGGUCAUCGGCAAGGUGCUGCGCUCCAACACCUCCGCCUACCAAGAGGGCGACCUGAUCCAGGGCUACCUCCCCAUCCAGUCGUACAUCUCCGUGGGCGCGGAGCGGCUGCCGUACGUCAAGAAGCUGGAGAACCCGCUGGGCAUCGAGGACAUCCGGGUGUUCAUCGGGGCGCUGGGCAUGCCGGGCUUGACGGCGUACUCGUCGCUGUACGAGAUCGGGCAGCCCAAGAAGGGGGAGACGAUCUUCGUGUCGGCGGCCAGUGGCGCCGUGGGCCAGCUGGUCGGCCAGCUGGCCAAGCACGAGGGCCUGACGGUCAUCGGCAGCGUGGGCUCCGACGAGAAGCUCGAGUACAUCACCAAGGAGCUGGGCUUCCACGGCGGGUUCAACUACAAGAAGGAGAAGCCGGCGGACGCGCUCAAGCGUCUGGCGCCCAACGGCAUCGACAUCUACUACGAGAACGUCGGCGGCGAGCACCUCGAGGCCGCCCUGGAGGCGAUCAACAACUUUGGCCGGGUGGUCGUCUGCGGCAUGAUCUCCGUGUACAACGGCACCCCCUACCCGAUUAGCAACAUCUCGUACGUGCUGACCAAGCGGCUGACCAUGCGGGGAUUCAUUGUGAACGACCCCGGCAUGGGCGACAAGUACACCAAGGAGCACCAGGAGAAGGUGCAGCAGUGGAUCAAGGAGGGGUCGUUCAAGGCGCUGACGCACGAGACGGUGGGGAUUGAGAACGCGGCCGACGGCCUGGUGGGGAUCUUCUAUGGCAAGAACAAGGGCAAGGCUGUGUUGAAGUUUUAA